AUGUCAUGUGGCUUGAAAUGUUCCAAAGGAUUAAAAAUCUGUUGUGGUGUCACAACCGUUCUUCUAAUUGUAGUCUUAGUCAUAUUAGUAGUCUUAUUCAUUACUGAUUUCAAGCCUAAAGACCCCAAAAUUACCCUACAAUCAGUUACAAUUCAAAAAAUCCAUGUUAAUGUUUUGCCAAUUAUAGAUCUAAAUGCAUCAUUAGCCAUAGUGGUCACCGUAGAUAAUCCUAAUCAUGGAAGCUUUAGAUACCAAAACAGCACAGCUUAUCUUAAUUACCGUGGUAAUCCUUUGGCUGAAGCUCCAUUAAAUGAAGACACUAUUCCAGCUCGUAAAGCACAUAACAUAAGCACAUCUUUGAAUGUUUAUGUAGAUAUUACAGAAGUUCCGGAAUUAUUUAAGGAUUAUACUAGUGGUAUUAUUAAUUUUACAUCAACAACUACUUUAGUGGGUAAAGUCAAGAUAUUAAAGUUCAUCAAGAUCAAAGCCACUAGUUAUUCCACUUGUGAUCUUUUUGUAUACGUACAUGACCAUAUCGUUAAUUCAACUUGUAGCGUAAAAAUCAAAUUAUGA
Cicer arietinum (chickpea) is the source of this 573-nucleotide messenger RNA. The record is from RefSeq and is a predicted model, not a curated record. Lineage: Eukaryota; Viridiplantae; Streptophyta; Magnoliopsida; Fabales; Fabaceae.